Bactrocera dorsalis (oriental fruit fly) is the source of this 1203-nucleotide messenger RNA. RefSeq names its product dihydropteridine reductase (gene Dhpr). Gene Ontology annotation, molecular function: NADPH binding; NADH binding; 6,7-dihydropteridine reductase activity. The record is from RefSeq and is a predicted model, not a curated record. Gene Ontology annotation, biological process: L-phenylalanine catabolic process; tetrahydrobiopterin biosynthetic process. Gene Ontology annotation, cellular component: cytoplasm. Lineage: Eukaryota; Metazoa; Arthropoda; Insecta; Diptera; Tephritidae. The transcript has 6 exons. Bases 201 to 959 code for a protein of 252 amino acids.
GCAGGGCAGAAUUUCUAAUUGUAUCAGCUGGACAAUCAACAGUCGUGUGAAUUUAUAAAAAGUUAUAUAUUGCAAAUUUUUCGAGAACUUAGAUUUGUGUUUAUAUUCAUUAUAUUUGUGAAAGGGCCAUUGCCUUCUGUUUGAUAUAAAGGUAACACGCAAACGCACAAAACGGCUACAACAUACAUACUUACAUAUGGAUGUAUAACAACUGCAGUAGUACGAUGGCGAAUUCAGUAAAACAGUGUAUCAACAUGGUCGGUCGAGUACUGGUCUACGGUGGCAAAGGCGCUUUGGGCUCUGCCUGUGUUUCCCACUUCAAAUCAAACAACUACUGGGUUGGUAGUAUUGAUCUCAGCGUGAAUGAAGAAGCGGACGCAAGCAUCGUGUUACCCCGUGAACUUAGUUGGGAGCAACAAGAGGCUGAAGUGUUAACAAAAGUCGGCGAUGCUUUAAACGAUGAAAAAUUGGAUGCUGUAAUUUGUGUUGCAGGCGGCUGGGCGGGUGGUAAUACCUCCAAGGAUUUGGCCAAAAAUGCUGAUUUAAUGUGGCGCCAAAGUGUUUGGACGUCAAGUAUUUCGGCUGCUGUCGCUUCCAAAUAUCUAAAAGAUGGCGGCUUAUUAACACUCACCGGCGCUCAACCAGCGUUACAAGGCACAUCCGGCAUGAUUGGUUAUGGUAUGGCCAAGGCUGCAGUCCAUCAGCUAACGCGUUCACUGGCUGGGAAAAAUUCUGGUUUACCCACUGAUGCCAUUGCAGUUGCAAUAUUGCCAGUUACUUUGGAUACACCAAUGAAUCGCAAAUGGAUGCCAAAGGCAGAUUUUGGUUCAUGGACACCUUUAGCUGAAGUUGCAGAACUUUUCCAUAAAUGGACUCAAGGCAAGGAGCGACCAAACUCUGGAGCCCUAGUACAAUUAAUCACUAAGGAUGGUGUUACACAUUUGGUAGAAGCUAACUAAAUAUUGGCAUGCAUUAUGGGAAACCGUCAAAAUCCGACUCGUGAACGUUAGGGAAAUAAGAAUAUGAUACAAACGUACAUAUAUAUAUAUAUAUUUAUUGAUUAACAGAUUGCAAGUUAUAGAAAAUAAUAAAAAUGAAUUCCAAAAGUUUGAAUUUCAAGUUGAUAUACAUAUUCACCAACUCGCUUACAAAUAUGUCUACAUUAAAUGUUUAAAAUAUAUUGUGUUGUAUAUACAUACAUAC